Messenger RNA from Conger conger (European conger), 3256 nucleotides. RefSeq names its product BOP1 ribosomal biogenesis factor (gene bop1). Bases 23 to 2473 code for a protein of 816 amino acids. The transcript has 16 exons. Gene Ontology annotation, biological process: ribosome biogenesis; maturation of LSU-rRNA from tricistronic rRNA transcript (SSU-rRNA, 5.8S rRNA, LSU-rRNA). Lineage: Eukaryota; Metazoa; Chordata; Actinopteri; Anguilliformes; Congridae. The record is from RefSeq and is a predicted model, not a curated record. Gene Ontology annotation, molecular function: protein binding; ribonucleoprotein complex binding. Gene Ontology annotation, cellular component: preribosome, large subunit precursor; PeBoW complex.
CAACACAACAUAGCUUUCAACUAUGAACUCUAACCUCUGUGGAACCCACAUGGUCGGUUCGCAGGUUCGCAGCAUGCCUGUUUCCAAAAGUGAAUUGCAACAAAACGGGACAAUGAGUAAAGCUAAAGGGAAAAGUGUAAAAAGAAGAAAUUCUGAAGAGGACGAAGAUCAGCUUCCUAUUUUUAAUACUGAUGGUGAGGGCCACGGUCUGAAAGAUGAUGAAGAGGAUGAAGACCUGUCUGACAGUGCAGAGAGUGUAUUCUCAGGUCUAGAGGACUCUGGGAGUGACAGUGAUGAUGAAGACGAUGAUGAAGACGAAAGUGAUGAGAAAGAUGAGCACAAAGAGGCCCCUACUGCAGACAGCAGUAGCACUUCUGUAGAACUGACAUCUGUAGAAAAACAUCCACUGGCUCUCCCCUCCAAGACAAAGGCCAGACUUCAGGGCCAGAAACAGAAAUCUCCUCUGAAGGAGAAGAUGAAGAAGGGGAGGGUGAGCGCGUCUGAGGAUGGAGGAGGAGGAGGAGGAGUGGGGGAGAGUGGACAAUCGGAGCUGGACAGUGAAGUGUCGAAGCCCGUUCCUCCGCCGAAGGACGAAUAUGAGCAGGAUUCCUCAGACGAGGAGGAUAUUCGCAACACUGUUGGCAACAUUCCAAUGGAGUGGUACAACGACUACCCCCAUAUUGGCUAUGACCUGGAUGGAAAGAAGAUCUUCAAGCCAAUCAGAAACAAGGAUGAGCUGGAUGAGUUUUUGGACAAGAUGGAGAACCCUGAUUACUGGCGCACCGUCCAUGAUAAGAUGACCGGUGCUGAUAUCCGACUCUCAGACGACCAGGUCGACCUUGUCCACCGCCUCCAACAGGGCCAGUUUGGGGACGUCAACUUUAACGAAUACGAGCCUUCUGUGGACUUUUUCACUCACGAAACGAUGAUCCACCCCGUGACCAACCGACCGCAAGACAAGCGCAGCUUCAUUCCUUCCCUAAUCGAAAAGGAGAAGGUGUCCAAGCUGGUCCACGCUAUAAAGAUGGGCUGGAUUAAGCCUCGCAAGCCCAAGGAAACGGCCCCGCAGUACUACGACCUGUGGGCCAAGGAGGACCCCAACGCCAUCUUAGGGAGGCACAAGAUGCACGUUCCGGCACCCAAGAUAAGGCUCCCUGGACACGAGGAGUCCUACAACCCUCCCCCGGAGUACCUGUUAACGGAGGAGGAGAAACUGGCGUGGGAGCAGCAGGACCCUCAAGACCGGAAGCUGGCCUUCAUCCCGCAGAAACACUCCUGCCUCCGCGCCGUGCCGGCCUUCUCCCGCUUCAUCCACGAGAGGUUCGAGCGCUGCCUGGACCUCUACCUCUGCCCCCGGCAGCGCAAGAUGAGGGUGAACGUGGAUCCCGAAGACCUGAUUCCAAAGCUGCCCAAACCAAAAGACCUGCAGCCUUUCCCCACCACGCAGUCCCUGGUCUACCGCGGUCACUCCAGCUUGGUGCGCUGUAUUAGCGUGUCCCCCACUGGGCAGUGGCUGGCUUCGGGCUCUGACGACUGCACCGUUCGCCUCUGGGAGGUCGGCACGGCCCGCUGCAUGAAGACCAUCGAGGUGGCCGGAGCCGUGAAGAGCAUCGCCUGGAACCCCAACCCUGCCGUCUGCCUGGUGGCAGUCUGCUUUAAUCAGACCGUGUUGGUGUUGAACCCGGGCUUGGGAGACAAGCUGACCUGUAGCUCCACCGAUCAGCUGAUCUCCUCCUACGUGGAGCCAGAGGAGGAGAAGACGCAGUCCGUCCAGUGGGUGGCCGCUGAGGGGAGGGACCAGGAGAAGGGUGUCCGCCUCACCAUCAACCAUCCUAAGGCUGUCAGGCAGGUGACCUGGCACGGAAAAGGGGACUACCUGGCCAGCGUAAUGCCGGACAACAGCAGCCUGCAGGUGCUCAUACACCAGAUAAGCAAGCGGCGCUCCCAGAACCCCUUCAACAAGAACAAGGGCCUGGUGCAGUGCGUAUCCUUCCACCCCAUCCGGCCCUACUUCUUCGUGGCCACACAGCGCUCCGUCAGAGUCUACAACCUCAUCAAGCAGGAGCUCACCAAGAAACUCAUGGCUAACUGCAAGUGGGUUUCCAGCAUGGCCAUCCACCCUGGAGGCGACAACGUGAUCUGCGGCAGCUACGACAGCAGGCUGGCCUGGUUUGACUUGGACCUCUCCACAAAGCCCUACAAAGUCCUCCGGCACCACAAGAAGGCCCUGAGAGGGGUGGCCUUCCACAGGCGCUAUCCGCUCUUCGCCUCCGGGUCCGACGACGGCAGCGUGAUCGUCUGCCACGGCAUGGUCUACAACGAUCUGCUCCAGAACCCUCUCAUCGUCCCUGUGAAAGUGCUAAAGGGCCAUGCAAUCACCAGCGACCUGGGUGUCCUCGACGUCACCUUCCACCCCACCCAGCCCUGGGUCUUCUCCUCUGGAGCCGAUGCCACCAUUCGCCUCUACUCCUAGACCUCCUCAUCGGUGGUCCACACCAGGGGGCGCCACUCACCGAUUCUGUCACACUUUGGGCCUGGAAUGAACAGUCUCACUCAGGAAGUUAUAUCUUUCUGUAGUGUGGACCUACUCAAGCUGCUGUAACCAAGUCCAGCUGAGAAGGGCGUGAUAGAUUUUCUGAAGAGCGUCCCCCAUUCGGAUUAGAUUAGUGUCUUGUGUUCUGAGCGAUGAUGUAAAAGAUGUUCUGCUAACUUGUGUUAAGGGAGUUCAGCUCUCCAGUGACAGGAGAGCAAAUUGAUAAAUUGGCUGUUGUAUUACUCGUUUAUUCCUGAUUUUAAAGUCACAGAACCAAUUGUUGCCUGAGUGGAGAGAGAAAAAAGUUUGGUUCCAUACACCGACCCAAGUCUGGACUAGGCUAGCCUGUUCCAGUUCUCUGAAAUAUACUGCUGCCAUUGCUGUGAGCCUAGCACAUAAAGUCUAACCACAAAUGCAUGGAUUUCGAGACUCCUUAUGAAAAGUAAGAUGUUCAGAGAAAGGCUUGCCAAUGGAAACAACCAUUGAGACCAUAGCUGUUGUGCCCCUUGACAAGUCCUUCCCAGCAAAUAAAUGUGCAAGUUCUCCCCUUUAAUUUAAAAACGGGAAAGACAUAUCAAUUUGUUCCGCUGGGCUGGUGUCGGUGUUGUUACGGAGUUGGUGAUAGAUUGUUUUUACUCGCAGAAUAUACACCGGACCUUUCCUGUUUCUAAAAAAAAAAAAAAAUUGAAUUAUGCUUUUUAAUUAAAAAUGGUGUUCCCUGAA